Messenger RNA from Talpa occidentalis (Iberian mole), 573 nucleotides. RefSeq names its product olfactory receptor 2AG2-like. Gene Ontology annotation, biological process: G protein-coupled receptor signaling pathway. Lineage: Eukaryota; Metazoa; Chordata; Mammalia; Eulipotyphla; Talpidae. Gene Ontology annotation, molecular function: olfactory receptor activity. Gene Ontology annotation, cellular component: membrane. Bases 1 to 573 code for a protein of 190 amino acids. The transcript has a single exon. The record is from RefSeq and is a predicted model, not a curated record.
AUGGCUUAUGACCGCUAUGUGGCCAUCUGCCAGCCUCUGCGCUACCCCAUCCUCAUGCGUCCCAUGGUCUCUGUGUUCCUGAUACUUGUGACCUGGCUGGGUGCAUCCUUCAAUGUCUUGAUCCAUGUGGUCUAUACACUGACACUCCCUUACUGCGCCUACAGAGAAAUCCAUCAUUUUUUCUGUGAUAUCCCAGCGCUCCUGAAAGUGGUCUGUGCUGACACUUCCAGAUACAAAAAGGGCAUUUUUGUCAGUGCUGUGACUUUUUUCAUCCUUCCCAUCUCAGGCAUUCUGUGCUCCUAUGGAAGGAUACUGUCCACUGUACUGGGCAUGCAAUCCACUCAGGGACUCAAGAAAAUCUUGGGUACUUGCUCCUCUCACCUGACUGUGGUGUUGCUGUUCUAUGGCCCUGCCAUCAUCAAGUAUAUUCUGCCAAAUUCCUACCACUCCCUGGGGCAGGAUGUCGUGCUCUCUGUGUUCUACACCAUCAUCUCACCCAUGCUCAAACCCCUCAUCUACAGCCUGCCGAACAGGGACGUCACUAGAGCCUUUAGGAACGUUUUCAGAAUAUGA